This is a messenger RNA of Micropterus dolomieu (smallmouth bass), 5422 nucleotides long. Its product is annotated as deubiquitinase DESI2. The coding region runs from base 617 to 1246 and encodes 209 amino acids. Gene Ontology annotation, molecular function: deubiquitinase activity. Gene Ontology annotation, biological process: protein deubiquitination. The record is from RefSeq and is a predicted model, not a curated record. The transcript is spliced from 5 exons. Lineage: Eukaryota; Metazoa; Chordata; Actinopteri; Centrarchiformes; Centrarchidae.
CCCGCUGGGCCGCUCUGCCUCUCACUCACCGUCCAAUUUUCUCCCACCAGGCGCAUCCUGCUGCCUGCCAGCUCCAGCGCUACCGUUAGCUAGCUAAUAAGAAGGGGAGCAGCAGCGAGUCAUUACUACUGAGGAAAUUGUGUUUUCAUUUCUCAGCGUUAUGUGUUUUUGCUUAUUUAUUCGUUUGGGAAAAUGAAUGUGCGAUUUUCCUGUGCCAGCGCGCCUCCUAGAAGACAAAAUUCCCGGUGUAGAGUCCGCUUUUUCACUUCGACCUCGGUAGCUGAACGCGUUUAGCAAGUCUGUUCGUUUUGACAAGCGAGUGGCUCAUCUGUGCGCCGCCGCUGCCGCUGCUGUGACCGCGGGGGGGGAGGAUCUGGACAAAGCCAGUCAGAUGUUGGACGGUAAAAAUACCCUCGGAACUCAAACGUUUUUACACCGGGUUGUGAAAUUGAAUUAUCAAGCUGGUCAUCUGUCGUGAAAGUGCCAGGAAUACGGGGAGGAGUAAAGGUCUAUUUUUGGAGGGCGAGAGUUUGGAUCUCGCACCGAAGGAAGAGUAGGUGGCGUGCGAAGGAGGAAGACCCGCGGAGAGAAGAAGGUACAUAGGGGGAGAAAACUGAUGCCAGUGAUGGCAAACGAGCCGAUCAUCCUAAACGUCUAUGAUAUGUACUGGAUCAAUGAGUUCACCAGCUCUCUGGGCAUCGGAGUCUUUCACUCAGGAAUCGAGAUCUAUGGAAGAGAGUUUGCCUAUGGCGGACACCCGUACCCAUUCUCAGGGAUCUUUGAGAUUUCACCAGGCGAUGCAACCGAACUCGGCGAGACCUUUAAGUUCAAAGAAGCCAUAGUCUUGGGCAGCACGGACUUCACAGAGGAGGAUGUGGAGCGGAUCGUGGAGGAGAUGGGGAAGGAGUACAAAGGCAACGCCUACCACCUCAUGCACAAGAACUGCAACCACUUCUCCUCAGCACUGUCAGAGAUCCUGUGCGGCAGGGAGAUCCCACGCUGGGUCAACCGCCUGGCCUACUUCAGCUCCUGCGUGCCAUUCCUCCAGAGCUGCCUGCCCAAAGAGUGGCUGACCCCGGCUGCCUUACAGUCCAGCGUCAGCCAGGAGCUCCAUGGAGGAGGAGAGCUGGAGGAGGCCGAGGACGCCGCUGCCACUGCCUCCCUGGCGUCAAUGUCGCCCUGCUCACCCUCAUCCUCCAGCCCACCCUCCUUUCCUCGUCAUUCCCGCCACCAGCCCCGCCGGUAGAAGCUGCAAGGUCUGCUGGGAAACUUUGGGCUGGGCUUGUGGUUACAGAGACCGUAAGGUAACAGAAUACCUGCAGCAGCUGAUGAAUGCAGCUACAGCCAAAAGUCCUGUCAGACUGUCCUCGAGUAAGGCACUGAACAACUACCUGCUCAUUGUAGGAAUGUCUGCCAAAUCUCUACAGUGAUCCAGAGCAGUGGGAGCAGAAGGGUUUUUCCUCUCAGGGGGAAGGAACUCCUGCUGCUGACAAAGGCACGAUCGUCUCUCAGUGAACAUGGCUGAUGGAUUCCAAUAUCACAUCCAAAAUCCAAAAACUAUUUCCCCUCAAGUCUCUUUCAUUAUUUUACCAGCCAACAUGUGGUGCAGAAUGGAAGCAAGGCCGGUUGUUUACCCAUCAAAAUGUUUCAUCAUUUAGGAAAAAUUACCAGCCACAUCCAGAUUUUACAAGCUGUUAGUUGGUGGAUGGUGCUAAUCCCCACUUUUUUAUAGUGGAAACCUGUAACAGAAGAUAUGCAGAGUUUUUAACUUGAGCCCAAGCUAAAGGAGGUGACCUUUAUCAACCUGAUAUGUCAGAUUUGAUGUUUAGAUGUUCCGAAAAUUAUUUGACCAUCUAACAAGCUCAAUCUAAACCUCUAGAGGUCACCCGAUUAUUAAAAGGAUAAGAAAGAAAACAUUUAUGUUACAUAAAAUAAUGAUUAUUAUUUCUGCCACUUUGUUUUCUUGUGAAAUACGGCAUAGUUUUACCUCUUCAAGCCUCUAAAAAUUGUUCAAAUAAAACAAACCAAGAAGGUAAAGUCACUUUUUAUGGAUGCAGUUUGUUGAAAUGCUUAUGUUCACACGACCAUGACCGGUGAUGAGGGGUCACAAGUAGACAUUGCUUACUGGCGUAAAGGCGUCACAUUAUCACUGCGCACGCCUCCUCCAUGUGUAUGUGACGUGUUGCGACGGCUCUGCGGGUAUAACCAUGGUGAGUUGAGCGGGUGGGGGGGAGUGUGCGGAAAGUUUUAAAUUUGUUGUAGUUUGACCUGAGCUGAACUUUUGUGGGUGCAGCCAAUCGUUGAUCGGCAAGAUGGAUGAGAAACGAAUGAAAAAUGAUGUUCUCGUUAGCGGAAUAUCAGAAUGUAGAUGUAGCUACCAGGGUUGUUACAAAAACACAUUCUGAGUCUCAGAAAGGUAUCGAUCUGCUGCUUGCAACAUUAGCAUAUUUAGUACAGCACUACUAAAAACUGCUCAAACCCCUUUUUUUCUGCUGUAAUGUAAAUACACUUUAAACGGUAUUUUCAUAUUGAACAUCCAAACAAUCUGAGAUUUGUUUUGGAGAAACUAGAGGACGUUAAAAAAAACUACUGUAUUUGUCUCAACACUUAGCUUUAGUAGUUGCAUUUCGACCCACAUCAAGACACUGAAUCCUAAACGUAGUUUUAAAUUACCAUUAGCCAAGCUCUGGUAUAACUUGAUCUGUGGCUGGUAAAUGUUUCCACUGCCGCCAACUGUAGUUAAGAUGUCCUAGAUAAUUGGCUGGUAAAAUUUUGAAAGCAGCAGGUGGAGUUUGGAAUCUAAACACUUUGCAUCAACGUGCAUGUGCUUCAGGACCUCAGCCUUUUAGUUUUUUCUUUUCCUCUCACAGCAAGCUGGAUAGACUCAAGCCAGAACUACAAUCAGUGUCACUUUCCUCAAACGCCACAUAGACAUGAAUAAACAUAUCUAGAGCCAGUGUCUAAAUGAGGGGAAAUCCUUAACACAACUUGAAUGGGUUCAGUUCUAAGUAAUCUUGGCUUCCCAAGUCCCUUUUUAUGUCAAAUCUGUAUCUGCAGUUGUCUGUUAUCUGUAGCAGCUCUUAAAAUCCUACCUGCCCGUCGUGGAAUAACCUCACAUCAUUUAAGAAAAUUUAACCCAAUGAAGAUUAUUUAAACCUCAGUCUGUAAUGUAAUAAUUACAAAAUAGCAACAGUUAUUUCUUCACCAAGACUGUAAAAUAGUUUUGUUUUUUCUAAUUUCAGAAUUAGGUUGCAGGGCAGGCAAGACCUUUUGUGACCAGAAGGUUCUGGGUUUAAACCUCAGAGUAAAAGAGAGAACUCCUUCUCAGUAGCAACUGCCAAGGUGCCUUUGAGCAAGGUACUUAACCCACAAGUGCUCCAGCGGCCAGCAGUAGAAGACUGCGGUUAUACUGGACAGCUCCCAGUUGUAAGUUGUUAAGCAAAUUGUUUCAUCGUUACCCAAAGGAUCACGUUACGUUUACAUUAAGGAUGUGUCGUCAGCCAAUAACGGUUUGUGAUCUACAUAAAUGGCUGAAGAAGACGGGCACUUGAAGUAAAAAGGAAAUUAAUUUGAGGAAGAGUGUGUCUUAAAUGGGAACUGAAACCAUCUUUAACUGACCUUGUCAUUUUCUUCACAUCUGUCUCCAGUUAGGGAUGACGCACAUUGGUGUUAAUUUAGAGCAUCACAAACACCUUCUGUCUGAAAAUACUCACUCGAUCAUUUACUCAGACAAGUCUUUAAACAUUUUUUAGGAUGAUUAAGAAGUUUAAAGUUCUUUACAAGAAGAUGCUGCGUUUUCACAAAUGAUGAGCACCUCAUUUUAAAGUCUAUAUAUGCCGUCAACAUCAACAUGUGUGCUGCAUAAUGUGUCUUGUCCCAAACAAGAGCCAUGGAUGUGUUGAAAACAUAUUUCUCAAUGGAUUUUUGCCUGUUUUGUUGCAAGGCUGAGGACUGGACUACAAGCAGGAAACCUGUUUGUUUUUUUUUUGUUUUUUUUAGUUCUUUAAUGUAUUUAUAUGAUAAAUGGACUCUGGCCUUUUUGUCUGUUUUGUUUAUGUUUGAUAAACUCAGGACUCCAAAAGGCUUUGUAAUAUAAUAAUCCUUUUAACUUUUUUAUCCUAUGUUUUAUGUUUGCGUCACUGUUGCUUUUUUCUAAUGCAGUAGUCACUCCAUAGAGGUUUUCAAAAACGCGCUGAGGCAGUGCAGUUUUAUAUUCCUCUCUUUGAUUAAAAAAAAAGAAAAAAAAAAAGAGCUCCUGUUUACAACCUGGAUGUUUGUAUGCAAGCCUGUGCUGCUCUUUGUUUUCCUGUCUGUGCAUGAAUGUGUUUGUGUGUGGGCGCACUUGUAUUAUAAAUGGUUUGUAUCAACAAGCUGCCAUCUGGGCCACAUUUCCCUACAUCAAACACAACAGAUACUCUGCCAAAGAGAUCCACCUGAACAAAUGUAGCAGUGUUUCCACACUUAACAAACUGUUGCUGCAUCAUGAAGAGACUGGAUUUCUUUAAAGCAAGUAAACUUUUUGUCCUCAAGCUAAAUCUAGGACAUUUUUCAGUGACAUUAUUUUGGUGCAGUGGCAUAUCAUUUUGUAGAUUUCAACAAACAAAACAGAAGCAGUGUUAAAAGCAAGACAUUUCUCAUGAAACCAGCAUAUUUAUGUGAUUAGGAGUGAAAGGUUUCAACUAAAUGUAUUGUAAAAUAUAUUUGAAAUGUUACUUUUUACGUUGUACUAAGUCUGACUAAGGAAAAGUAAACUUUAUUUUUAAUGCACAGACUCAGCCUGACGCACACACACACAGUGCUCAUGUCGGCGCCCUCUGCUGGCUGUUAUUUGUACUGUUACUUGUCUGUUGUGGUGCACAGACACUGAGGUUUCCCUGAACCAUCACAGCUUCAGAUAGUUUUCUGCUGGUAUCUGAUAAUUGUAAUAUCUAUUGAAAAAUGAACAUUAUCUCAUCAAACACUAAUCAUCCACCAGCUAAAUUAGACUGACCAAUAAUUGUAGCCUUCCAUUUAAAAAUGCUGAGAGAAUAUUGUUACUUUAUGUUCAUAUCUUAACAUUUUAAGUACCACAAAUCAUCAUUACUGAGACCAAAGAUACCUAUAACUUCCCCAGUCAUUUUUGUAUUAACAGCCAUUGACUAGUCAUUACACGUGUCCAACCUUUUAAAUGAAUGUCUUAUUUUGGGAUGAAACCCUCAUUCUUUGAAUAAAGGUUAUUUCAUUAUAAUAGUAAAUGUCCUGUCAAAAGAUUCUUUGUGGGACAUUUGUGUGAGCUAUGAAUGUAGAUUGGGAAACCUCAGUCAUUCAUACCCCACAAAAACUGACUUCAGCUGUUUCACAGUGAACUUUCACAGAGCCUUCAGAGUACUGGACCUGAUUUGUACCCUGUUGUAAAGUUAUUAAAGAAAAGUAUACAAUCGUG